Durio zibethinus is the source of this 1347-nucleotide messenger RNA. Its product is annotated as cytochrome b561 and DOMON domain-containing protein At5g35735-like. NCBI's taxonomy places the organism in Eukaryota, Viridiplantae, Streptophyta, Magnoliopsida, Malvales, Malvaceae. The record is from RefSeq and is a predicted model, not a curated record.
AUGCAUUCUUCUACUCUGCAUAUGAUUUUCAUAUUGGCCUUGUUUACUCUUGCCUGUGCUGCUUUCAGUUCCAGCCGCUUCCAUCCAUGUAGUGACGAUUUCUUAGGAAUUGACACCUACUUGGAAAUGAUGAAGGAAAGAAACAACACCACCAAAUGCAAGAAAUUAUCAACUUUACAAGCUCAAUUUGCCUGGAACUACUACAAAACUAGUCACAACCAGACGCAAAUCAAUGUCCUCAUUGGCACAAAGUUGAUCACUGAUAUGGGGUGGCUGGCCUGGGGGGUGAACCCUGAUCAGCCACAGAUGGUUGGCACAAGCGCCAUCAUAGCCAUUAAGGUGCCAAAUCAAAACACUCCAGUUGUUAACACAUACAGCAUUACUAAAGAUACCAAGCGGCACUGUGCACUCAAGCCUUCAGAGAUAAAUGUGACGGUUCAAAAUAUGAGAGCACAGCAUAGAAUUGAAAUUGGAUUUUUCACCAUAUUUGCCACUCUGCUUCUUCAUGAAAAGUACAACAUUUCAAGCUUGAAUCAUGUGUGGCAAGUUGGGUAUUUUGCAGAAGGGUUGGAGCCUAAGAUGCAUUCGACGAGUCUCCAGAAUUUCGAUAGCAAAGAGGUUUUGGAUAUGCAGACUGGGCAUUGUCAGGACGUUGGACACAACAGGCAUCAUCUAAGAAAGAUACAUGGGGUUCUGAACAUCAUAGGGUGGGGAACAUUAUUGCCAAUUGGAGUUAUUAUUGCAAGGUACUUCAGGCAAUUUCCAUUUAAACUGGAGCCUUGGUGGUUUACAUUUCAUUACUCUUGCCAAGCUCUUGGUUACUUUCUUGGAAGCAUUGGCUGGGGACUUGGACUAUUGCUUGGACAUGAGUCAAAAUACUACUCCUUCCAUACACACAGGGUCCUGGGCAUUAGCAUUUUCGGAUUCACUACCUUGCAAAUGUUAGCCUUUCGAUUAAAGCCAACACGAGAAGACGAGUACAGGAAGCACUGGAAUGUUUAUCACCAUUUUCUUGGCUAUUCAUUGCUGGUUAUGAUCCCAGUGAACAUAUAUCAAGGGAUUAAGAUUCUAAAACCAGAUAACAGAAUCUGGAAAUGGGCAUACAAUGGAAUCCUUGUGCUCUUGGCUAUGGCAGUUUUGGCUUUUGAGAUUUACAGUUGGAAUAAAUUCUUACGUUCAAAAUAUGAUGGCUCAAAGCCAGGCAAUGGCCGCCCUUCGGAACAGAAAACUGGUCAGGCAUCAAGAAGCAAUGUCAGCCAUCCAGAACAGAAACUUGAUCAGGCAUCAAGAAAUUCAUCAAAACCAGAUCAAGGCACCUCAAAAGAACCUGCAGUUUCAAAGAGUUAG